Molecule: messenger RNA, 8840 nt
Organism: Hippopotamus amphibius kiboko
Lineage: Eukaryota; Metazoa; Chordata; Mammalia; Artiodactyla; Hippopotamidae
Gene: LRRC8B
Product: leucine rich repeat containing 8 VRAC subunit B
Exons: 8
Coding region: 1851-4262 (803 amino acids)
Molecular function (GO): protein binding
Source: RefSeq, a predicted model, not a curated record
GCCGGGCAGCGCUGGGGCUUCCCGGUGAGCCCGCAGCAGCCGGCAGCGGCGAAGUGCGGGCGCGGGGCAGCGGCCGGCGCGCCCGGAGCGGCGCGGGGCGCACGCCGCGGGGAGCGCCGGCGCUCGGGACCGGAGGCGUGCAGAAUCUGGGAUGACGCUUUGCACCCAACAGAAACAAGGUCAUGAUUGUUGAGGACACGUAGUGGAUGCAAGAUGUGACAAUCCUCCUACAUUCUCUCGGUACCAAUCUCUGGCCAUGACACAAGGGCCCUCUUCAUUUCCAUCUGUGUUCAACUAACAGUGACUAAGACUUUCCACAACAGAAACACAGGAUGUUGUCAAAUAUGAGAAAAUUGAUACUUAGCUUAUCUAAGAUCAAGAGGGUGGUAAAGGACACAGUCAGAACUUGACCUUAACCAUUCUGCUGCACUCCCUUCCUGGUAAGAGUGUCAGGAAUUUUUCAAAGAGAAACUAAUUGCAGAGUUUCCGGUUGACAGGCAUUCAUAGGAACCCAACCACCGUGCUAUGUGAGGACACACAAACAGCCACAAGAAGUGUCACAUGAAGUUCCAGCCGGCAGUCAGCACCAACUACCAGCCUGUUGAAUUUGAGGACAUUUUGGACCUUUCAGCCAUCUUUGUGCCAGCCAACACCAGGAAGUAAAAGAACCACCCACAGAAUCACAAGAAAUAAAACUAUUGUUAAGCCAUUAAGGUUUGACAUAUGCAAAAUAGUUAGCCAAAAUCCUUCCCAUCUAUAUGCUUCCAAAUUCUAGCCUCUCCAAAGAAAGGCUUAAUCACCUUAGAUACACCCUGCCUAACAUGUGAAUGUAAUAUUCUUCUGCCUUCUGCAUUUUUGUGUGUUCAGUUAUUUAUUAUACAAAUACUUACUGUACACCACGUGCUUAGAAACUGUGGAAGAUCCUGUAAUACCAUCAGGAUCCUUUUGACCGUGCUUCUCCAUGGACCUCUCUUAGGAUAUUUGAUGUUGCUAAGCGGUGUUGAAUUUUCAUUUACAGUGACUAUUUCACUCACUGCUUUCUUUUCAUAUAUGUUACAAAAGUUUUCCAUAUUACUUCUGGCCCACAUGAUUGAAAUAGCCUUUCAGCUGCCGCCUUGUUUCUAACCCUUCUCUUCAAAUCCAUCCUGCAAAUAUCUCUAGCUCAGUGACUCAGUAUUCCCCUACCUUACACCUGGGUCUAAAGGAUUCUAUAGUUGAUGGUAGCUGUUGCUUUGUAGUUUGUGGGGAGGGGAGCACUUUAGACAUCUGAAACUUCAGGAAAACUUAAAAGAUAGGCACUUUCCCCAGAGAUUUCAUUGCCAAUAUAUCUUGUGAGCUUUCUCCUCCUGGGAGAUUUGAAAAAAAAUAAAAUAAAAAAAUGCUGACCUCACCUAGACCAACUGAAGUUCUUUAAGAGUAGCACCUGGGGGCUUCCCUGGUGGCGCAGUGGUUAAGAAUCCACCUGCCAAUGCAGGGGAUGUGGGUUUGAGCCCUGAUCCAGAAAGAUCCCACAUGCCACGGAGCAACUAAGCCCAUGAGCCACAACUAUUGAGCCCACGUGCUGCAACUGCUGAAGCCCGCGUGCCUAGAGCCCGUGCUCUACAACAAGAGAAGCCACCACAAUAAGAAGCCCGUGCACUGCAAUGAAGAGUAACCCUCACUCUCCGCAACUACAGAAAGCCAGCGCGCAACAACGAAGACCCCAUGCAGCCAAUAAAUAGAAUGAAGACAAUCACAGAGAUGGUGUGUCUAAGAAAUUUCAAAAGGUGUAGGCCUCCUGAUUGAAGCACAGUCAACUUAUUGGAUUCAUUUUUUUUCAUUAUAUUUCUGUCCUCCUACAAGGGAAAGUCAUGAUUACACUAACAGAGCUAAAAUGUUUAGCAGACGCCCAGUCAUCUUAUCACAUCCUAAAACCCUGGUGGGACGUCUUUUGGUAUUACAUCACCCUGAUCAUGCUGCUGGUGGCCGUGCUGGCUGGAGCCCUCCAGCUCACACAGAGCAGGGUUCUGUGCUGUCUUCCAUGUAAGGUGGAAUUUGACAAUCACUGCGCCGUGCCUUGGGACAUCCUGAAAGCCAGCGUGAACACGUCCUCCGAUCCCGGGAUGCCACUGCCUCUCCCCCUCAGAAUCCAGAAUGACCUCCACCGACAGCAGUACUCCUACAUCGACGCCGUCUGUUACGAGAAGCAGCUCCACUGGUUCGCAAAGUUCUUCCCCUACCUGGUGCUCUUGCACACGCUCAUCUUUGCAGCCUGCAGCAACUUUUGGCUUCAUUACCCCAGUACCAGUUCCAGGCUCGAGCAUUUUGUGGCCAUCCUUCACAAGUGCUUCGAUUCUCCGUGGACCACCCGAGCUCUGUCAGAGACAGUGGCCGAGCAGUCAGUGAGGCCCCUGACACUCUCCAAGUCCAAGGUCUUGCUUUCGUCCUCAGGGUGCUCAGCCGAUGUUGAUUCCAACAAGCAGUCAUUGCCCUACCCACAGCCAGGCUUAGAGUCAGCUGGCAUAGAAAGCCCGACUUCUAGCGUCCUGGACAAGAAGGAGGGCGAACAGGCCAAAGCCAUCUUUGAAAAAGUGAAAAGGUUCCGCAUGCACGUGGAGCAGAAGGACAUCAUUUAUAGAGUGUAUCUGAAGCAGAUAAUAGUCAAAGUCAUUUUGUUUGUCCUCAUCAUAACUUACGUUCCGUAUUUUUUAACCUACAUCACCCUUGAAAUUGACUGUUCAGUGGAUGUGCAGGCUUUUACCGGAUACAAGCGCUACCAGUGUGUCUACUCCUUGGCAGAAAUCUUUAAGGUCCUGGCUUCAUUUUACGUCAUCUUGGUUAUACUGUAUGGUCUUACCUCCUCCUACAGCUUGUGGUGGAUGCUACGGAGUUCUCUGAAGCAAUAUUCCUUUGAGGCUCUGAGAGAAAAAAGCAACUACAGCGACAUCCCGGAUGUCAAGAAUGACUUUGCCUUCAUCCUCCAUCUGGCCGAUCAGUAUGAUCCUCUUUACUCCAAACGCUUCUCCAUCUUCCUGUCGGAGGUCAGUGAGAACAAGCUGAAACAGAUCAACCUCAACAACGAAUGGACGGUCGAGAAACUGAAGAGCAAGCUUGUGAAAAAUUCCCAGGACAAAAUAGAACUGCAUCUUUUCAUGCUAAACGGUCUUCCAGACAAUGUCUUUGAGCUGACAGAAAUCGAAGUGCUAAGCCUGGAGCUGAUCCCUGAGGUGAAGCUGCCUUCUGCAGUCUCUCAGCUGGUCAACCUCAAGGAGCUCCACGUGUACCAUUCGUCUCUGGUGGUCGACCAUCCCGCCCUGGCCUUUCUAGAGGAGAAUUUAAAAAUCCUCCGUCUGAAAUUUACUGAAAUGGGGAAAAUUCCACGCUGGGUAUUUCACCUGAAGAAUCUCAAGGAACUUUACCUGUCAGGCUGUGUUCUGCCUGAGCAGGUGAGUACCAUGCAGUUGGAGGGCUUUCAGGACUUGAAAAACCUGAGGACCCUCUACUUGAAGAGCAGCCUCUCCCGGAUCCCACAGGUCAUUACAGACCUCCUGCCUUCGCUGCAGAAGUUGUCCCUCGAUAACGAGGGGAGCAAGCUGGUUGUAUUAAACAACUUGAAAAAGAUGGUCAAUCUGAAAAGCCUGGAGCUGAUCAGCUGCGACCUGGAACGUAUUCCACACUCCAUUUUCAGCCUGAACAACUUGCAUGAGUUAAACCUCAAAGAAAAUAACCUUAAAACUGUGGAAGAGAUCAUUAGCUUUCAGCAUCUCCAGAAUCUUUCCUGCUUAAAGUUAUGGCACAAUAACAUCGCUUAUAUUCCAGCCCAGAUUGGGGCAUUAUCUAAUCUAGAGCAGCUCUCUUUGGACCAUAAUAACAUUGAGAAUCUGCCCCUGCAGCUGUUCCUAUGCACCAAACUACAUUAUUUGGAUCUAAGCUAUAACCACCUGACCUUCAUUCCAGAAGAAAUCCAGUAUCUGAGUAAUUUGCAGUACUUUGCUGUGACCAACAACAACAUUGAGAUGCUACCAGAUGGGCUGUUUCAGUGCAAAAAGCUGCAGUGUUUACUUUUGGGGAAAAAUAGCCUGAUGAGCUUGUCCCCUCAUGUGGGUGAGCUGUCGAACCUUACUCAUCUGGAGCUCAUUGGUAAUUACCUGGAAACACUUCCUCCUGAACUGGAAGGAUGUCAGUCCCUAAAACGGAGCUGUCUGAUUGUCGAGGAGAAUUUGCUCAAUACUCUUCCUCCCCCUGUAACAGAACGUUUACAGACAUGCUUAGAUAAAUGUUGACCUAAAGAGGAAAAUAAUUUUUUAAAGUACGCUCCAGGGCUUUAAAUGAGAACUAAGUUAUAAAGAUGAACAAUGGAUAAUUAUGACUAACUAUAACCAAAUGUCUUAUUAAAGCAACUCAGUGUCUACCCCUAAAUUAAACAGGUAAAAAGUAUUAACACUGAACUAAGGUUUGUGAAUAAUUGAUCUUUAACUUAUGGAAAUAUAAGAAGUACACUUGGAGAGUGGAAUGGAGACAUGAAAUGAUUGAAUCUCUACAUUGCGGUUUUUAUCUUGAAGAUGAGAUAUUGCUUAUUUGCGUACUUGUUUUAAUUGACUUCCCAUUUUGAUAUUUAUCACCUAGACCAUAAACUCAUCAACGUAAAUUCCCUUGAUGUACACUGAGCACUGUCUUUGAUUUAUGGUCUGGAAUAUGUUUAGGCAGGGUGCAUUGCGCUUGGCAGAAUUCCUUCUGGCUUAAUUUUUAUUUUCUGUCCCAGCUUGUUUGAGUCUUGCUUCAUCUGAUUUUCUCUCAACAACGAUGAUGAACCCUGAGAAAGUGCCUGCCUUUGGCCUUCGCAUAGUACAGGAGCAGGGGUACUUAGGACACGUCACCCUUGGGGCAUCCUAAAAAUUAAUGUAUCCUCUGAAGUUUCUUCUUGUAUAUCAUCAAAGCAUUUUUUAUUUGCUAAUUUUUAUAUUAAAUGUAAAACAAAUAUUUUCUAUUGUAUAAUUUGGAUUCAAAAUCUGUGAGAGUAAUUUUUGUAAGGUACAGAGAACACAUCCUUUUCUUUCAGAAUUUACUAUUAAUGUACUUGGUUUGGGCUGCUUACGAUUCUCAUAUUUGUGUGCAUUCUGCUCGAAAAUGUUUUUGUACCCUGCAAUUCAUUUCUUUUGGAUAACAAAAGCCUUGUGUUUCAUGCCCUAAAAUAUUUGGGGGGUUUCCUUCUAAGAGGAUGGACACAUCAUCUACCUCUCUUCCCUAGUUGCUGUGCUGUUGUACGGGUAAAAUUCUUAAUUACUUCAAAAACUGUGAUGGAGGGGAGAGGUACAGAUUUGGAUCUUUAAAACUAAUUUUAAAACACUCUGUAGAAAUUAAGUAAGAGUUAAGCAAAAUACUUUCUUCUCCAUCUGCACGAUCUCUAGAUAGGAUUAUAAUGUAAAACACUCAGCCUCUAUUUAGUGUUUAAGAUGAGUUCUCAAAGCUCACAAAGACAUAGAUCUAGUUAACUGAAAUUCAUCUCAUGCUUUUGUCUAGCUUUUCUGGAACACAUUUUGCUCAUUUUUAUAAAGAGCUUUGUGUUUAGCAUUUUAUUAUCGUACAUAUUGUAAAGUGAAUAAAAUCGACUGACUCAUUUUGGGGAAAUGUACAUUUUCAAUGUGUUUUUCUCUAAUGGGUCUAGCUAUUGCGAUGCCAUCUCAUUUUGGGUGUAGCUAUGAAGUAAUCUAUUAACUGCACCUAGGCAAAACUGGAAAACACUAUGGGUAAAGAGUACUGUAAGCAUGAAAUUGUGAUGUAUGGUAUGUUUUUUCUUGCUUUGUCCCUUCCAGAAAGAUGAAAGUGAGUCUUUAAAUUAUGGCAAAGUGUAGCUUCCUUCACCUGCCACACACCCCUGGACUAACAUUCAGAGAAAAGAGUUGUUCACAUCAAAUGAAAUUUGAGUAAUAGAUAUAAAAAAUAUAAAACAUCAAAAGCUGCCUAAAGCACUAUUGUUUAUUCUGAAUGAGAAAGAACAGUGUAAAAAUGCAAUUCUUACCAAAACUUGCCUUUAGUCAGAACAUUCAAGUUCUCAGGGAGCCAGGCAUAACUGAUGAAACUUUCUUCUAGGACUUCAGAAAACAGAUUCUGACUAUAUCUAGGGUUUUGUAUUAUUAUUUUCAGUCUUUUUAAUGUUGAGUUCAUUAUCAUUUUAAUGUUUCACAUCUGUGUUGCACAAUGGAAUUGUCAUGUGUACCGAUUCCAGAGUUGGAUAGGAUUAUCUUAUGUUUGGAACAAGAAUAUGAUACAUGGAAAUGUGUUUAAAUGUUUGAGGCCAUAUAAGUAGCCAUAAUGUGUAUGAAAAAUCCCACCCCCUUCUAUAAAGAAGAGCUUUCAAAACAAAUUUCAGAUUUGCUACUAUUCCCUCCACAAACUACAACUUCUCCCAGCUAAGCACCAGUUCUGUUCAUCUGCAGAAGUUGCUAGCUAAACCGUCCUUAUCACCUUUCUAAAUUUCUGGAAGCAAGUUACUAUCAAGAUCAAUAAUGAGUUUUGUAAGCUGCUUUCCAAACACUAGGGUUUGGUUACUGGUGCAGACUCUGUUGUUCUUGAUGCCAUAGUUUUUAGGUUUACUUUUUUGUCUCAGUGCUGCACACCGAUGUUUAGGUAGCUUUUGAAAUGAUGUAGCACUGAUACCACCACCACUUAAAAUACAAAACUGUGGUGUUUGAUGCCACUACCUCCAACUGCAAUGUUGGAGCAGAUCUUCAUUUUGGAAGAGGAUAUUAAAUGAAGAAAAUGAAGUUUAUUCAAUUAUAAUUUUGAGACUUUAGUUGACACUUGAUUUCCAAAAAUGUGUAGUGCAUUUUCCAAGAAAUAAAUGUGGAUGUUUUUCAGAACAAAGUUGAAGGCUUUUGCUAGCAUUGAUUCAUUUUAUUUACAUACACACACAUAGAUACACAGUAUUGAGUUUUCACACACACAGACACACACACCCCCCCCAUGUAUACAAAGUGUAAUUUGUUAGUUUUGGACAUGUUUAAUAUUUUCCAAAGUUGCAAGAGGUUGUAGGUUAAUGCUAGGAUAUUGAUUUGUUUUUAUUCCUUACUCGUAAUCAUGGAGUGUUCUGUUCUCUUAGUUGUAAUGUUAAAAGAAAACUAAAUGCUCAGACUUGGUCAGCAACCUAAGUGGUUUUGAGCAUUGCUGGUAAGGUGUAGUGUUCCUUCACUAAUGCACAUCAGGGUACAUCUGUGUGGCACAUAGGUACAGUGUUUUCAUCCUUCAUCCUCAGUCUUCAUCCCCUCCCCCCCUCCCCAAUAUCACGUGUCUCACUGUCACUUAGUAAAUGUUUGUGUUAAACAGGGUAAAUAGAGAUCCUCAAGGUCUCAUCAUUGUGGCAUAGCUCUAAUGUGUGUGCUUUGGGGAGCUGCAGUGAGUUAUUUGCAUAACAUUAUUGUUUGAUAGUGAAAAUAUUUGUUUUUGUUCUUCAGGUGUGUCGAUUCAAAUUUUCUAUGUUGAAUUAAAAUAUUGCAUAAUAUUGAUGGGUUCAGAAACUAUUAAAAUAAUCAAACAGUUAUUCUGUGGAUUUAUAGCUUUAUUUCCUUGUAUUUUCAAUCAAAUGCUCUUUCCAUCUUCACUAUAUUUUAGCAUUGUCCCAACCACAUAAGGCAUUUUGUUUUCCUUCUCCAUUCACCCACCUCCUUAAAUUUAUAUAGUAACAAAAUAUAUUUGUGCUAGAGAACUCACAAUAAUACUUGAGCAUGUAUUUAUUUGGGGGAAAGCCAGAGCCUACAAUUAUGCCUAAUAGAAUAGUUCUACCUGACCCAUCCCUGAAGUAUGUAGAGUUGAUUCAAUGAUCCCUCAUCUGUACCAACAGCAUGAGAAUAUAACUGUAAAUCCACUUUCUUUUCAGGGACUGUAUAUUGCAUGAGAAUCUGUGUUUAUUUCUUUCUGGAAACAAGAGGAAGGCUGGUGGGAGAGGGGAGGAGUUAUUUUGCAUACUGGUUUGAAUUAGGAAGACAUUAUAUACAUGAAAUGGCCUAAACUAAUAACUGUUGCAGAAUGCCCUGGAUAUAAUUAUUUCUUAUCUUCAGCUGGAUAUAAAAACUGAAGCAGUGAAAAAGAUGCAGUCCUGUCUAUUUAAUUGGUUUCUUCCUGUUUCUGGUCCAUCACUCUACAUCCACUGGGAACUAUCUACUAAGUACCUUUGGUAAUGGACUACAUUAUCUUCAACUUUAUUUUUAGGUGAACAAUUUCAUCAACUCUAAAGCAAAUAACAUAGAAUAUAUGAGCCAAAGUACUGAGUUAAGAUGGCUUCUAGUUGAUUUUAAUUCAUAUUUAAAUUUUGCAUUUGACUUGUAUAAUACACUACUGCUGAGAAAAACAAUUAGGAAUGCUUCCUGCAUGUUAUAUAUUAUCUCUAACAGAGAUGGUACAAUUUAAAAAAUACAAAGGGGCAUAGAAUUAGAACGGAUGUGUUUGUGCAUAUAUGUGUUGUGUAUAAACCUAAAUAUUUAUACUUAAAUAUUUUUAAAACUCUUCAGAUGUUUCACUCUCAGCAAAAUAAUGGGCCAGUCCUGAGGAGAGAUGUUUUCUUUGGUUAUCUAAACAGUGAAGGCUAGCAUUUGUUUGGUUUUAUUUUGUUUUGUUUUUCUGCCUUUGUCACAUAUUUUGAAACAUGUACGUAAUUGGUUUUUGUUUCCGCUAAUGGAUUACUAGAAAAUGUAAGAUUUUGUUUUAAGUUGAAUGUUCUUGGCUCUCAGGUUUACCAUGUAAAUCUGCACUUUGGUGGUAAAUCCAUCUGCCUGAGAUUCUGUAGUUUUUGGUAAACUUUACUGUUUUUAAAAUAACUUUUGUGUAAAAUAAAGAUUCAAUUUUUAUAAUAAAUGGCAAAUAAAAAC